Molecule: messenger RNA, 435 nt
Organism: Schizophyllum commune H4-8
Lineage: Eukaryota; Fungi; Basidiomycota; Agaricomycetes; Agaricales; Schizophyllaceae
Exons: 1
Biological process (GO): DNA repair; telomere maintenance
Molecular function (GO): DNA helicase activity
Source: RefSeq, a predicted model, not a curated record
AUGCCCCAGCCUGACUACUCGCGAUGGCAGGAGCAAGAGGUCCACUACCUCAUUGCCGAGCAGCUGGCAUAUGAUCCCGAAGAGCAGCAGCGGCUUGCUGAUAUCAACCUGGCCCUUCUCAAUCUCGAGCAACGGGAGGCGUUCGAUCGCAUCUGCUCUGCUAUUGGUCAGGGUACUCCUGGCGUCUUCUUCCUCACAGGCCCUGCAGGGACCAGCAAGACCUUUGUCUACAACACGCUUUGCUACGCCCUCCGCGCAACUCGCAAAAUCGUACUCUGUGUUGCCUCAUCCGGUAUAGCUGCCAUCUUGCUCAUAGGUGGGCGUACCUCGCACUCGACGUUCAAGAUCCCCAUCAACAUCGCUGAAGGGCAGAUGUGCAACGUUCGGUCAAACACGGUGCGCGGUGACCUCUUCCGCCGUGCUGACCUCAUCAUC